UUUAUUUUGUGCCUAGGAUGAUUAUUUUUAUCUGAAAUUACUACUUAUCACCUCAUUGAUGUAAGUUUAAUUUAUAUUAUUAAAAAAUUACUCAUUUUUGUGUAAAACAUACCUUCAGUAUUUAAAUUAGUGAUAAUAAAACUUAUAUUUGCAUGAAAUGUUUAUCCUAUAAAUGUUGUUAAUCAAAUUCACCCUCUAAUUUAUGUAUCAUCAUAAUCAUAACUCAAUGUAAAAUAAAUAAGGAUGUUUUUACGAUGUGAGAGGGUGAAUCAGUAUUUACUCCCCAGUUGGAUUGAAAAUAUUUACGUUAACAGUGCUGUAAUAUACGUAAUAUUUAUCCUGAACCCUUUUCUUCAGUGCCGUAAUUUUAUAUUACAUUGACCUAACCUGAAACGGUGAAGUUUUUAGCACAAUUUUCUUUAGUCUGAUUUCACUUAUUUUCCUCAUCAUUUUAAUUUUUUUGUUAAAAUACUGUGGAAUAGUGCUUCAAAUAAAUGUUGUUAAACCUUUUUCAACCUUUAAAUAACUAUAAAUUGGAGUUUUUGCACCACAUACAUACAUUGUUUACAUUUUACUUAUAAAAGACGCAAAUGGAUGUUGAAAAAAAUAAUUCAGACAGUGUCAAAAAUAUGUAUUCCAUUAAUUGAGUAAAAUAAUUUUUUCAUCAUUAAAUAUAUCAUCAUGUUUAAUUUUGUAAUCUAAAAAACAGUCUAAUUUUCUCCAAAAAAUUAUUUAAUUCAAUAUUAAUUAUGGAAGUGUGGUGGUUUUCGAGAGUUGUUGCUCAUCAUCCUUACGCUAUUUUGGCAGCAGUUUUCGUGCUAUCAUCAACAUGUUUAAUUGUUCCUCUAGCUACCAAUAACUUUCCCGAUUUUUCAGACCCUCAAAUGGGGUUUGAAGCACGUGGUACUCCUUUGGCUAAACGCUUUACAGCAUGGUACAAUUUGAUGAGAGCAACUGGUGCUCGGGGAGAACUUGUUGAUGAUCCAAUAGAAUACUAUAAUUAUUUAUUGCAGUUGAUGAAACAAAAUUCGACAGAUUCAUUCAAUAGCACAAGAAGUAUUCCCGGUAUUUUGAGAAAAAAGCCAAAAAAUAAAAAGAAAAAAAAUAAAAAACAUAACAAAAAUUCCAAUGACACAGUCAGUGAUGUAACUGACACGAAUAGUGAAGAUAAAUGGAAUGAACUAUUGAAAUUGAAAAAUAAAAAUCAAUUCGAACAUAUUGACAAUCAUGAAAAUCACAAUCAUUUAGAUGAAGAUUUUUUCUGUCAUGUACCAACAUCUGCAUAUGCUCGAGUAGUGAUUGGAUCAAAUUCUAAAGAGAAAAGUUUAUGGUCACUUGAAGGUGUUUUAGCUCAAUGUCAUAUAGAUGCUAUGUUUAGAGCAAAUCCUAAGUUUUCAUCAAUUUGUGAAGUACCAACAGGAGAUGGACCUCGAAGUAAAAAAUGUUGUAGAAGCUGGAGUCCUGCUAAUUAUGUUGCGUUUUUAUCUAAUCGUACAUCUUGUUUGGGAGUAACUGAAAGUGAUUUAAUUAAAAUUGAAAAUUUAUUGAAAAAAUGUGCAUAUUAUUACCACCAUCGUUAUUUAACUGCCGACUGUACUGAAGACUUUAAUUGCCAAAAACAAGUACCGCCUGAAUGUUAUGUUCAUAAUGCUCCUUAUCAUUUGUUGCAUUUUCUUUUGGAUUCAAAUUUUAUGUCACGAGAAGUUGUCAAAAAUAAUUCAAACACGACUCUAGAAUUUGUCAUGUUAUUUUUACCAUUUGCUGCAAGCUCUGCAGCUUCAGAUUUCUAUUGUGAUAUUAAGGAUGAUGGUUUGGUAUACGGUAACUUCCAAGUUGUAGGAAUGGAGUUGGGAUUAAAAAGUACCUUAUUCGAUCGUAUGCUAGUAGCAGACACGUGUUUAUUAUUAUCAGGAUUUUUAUUUAUUACAAUUUGCAUAUGGGCAUAUACCAACUCGAUUAUUCUGACGAUCACUACGAUAUUAGCUGUAGUUUUUAGUCUUGGAAUUUCAUAUGCUAUUUAUACUCUGGCUCUAAAGAUUAGUUUUUUUCCUUUUAUGAAUUUUCUGGCAGUGAUUGUGGCAGUAGGCAUUGGUGCAGAUGAUGCAUUCAUAUUCUGUAAAAUUUGGGAACAACAUAAACAACAAAAAAAUUCUAAUGGUAGUUUAACCAAGGUAGUACAAGAAACUAUGAAACAUGCGGUUCCUUCAAUGUUUGUGACCUCCCUCACAACAGCAGUAGCAUUUUUUGCAUCAAUUGUUAGUAACGUUACAGCUAUCAACUGUUUCAGUUUAUUUUCAGGUAUGACUGUGAUAGCAAACUUUUUCCUUAUGAUAACUUGGCUACCAGCAAGUGUUGUGGUAGCUGAUCAUUGUAAUUUGAUGAUAUUAUCUCCUGCCAAUUUAAUAGUUCGAAAAAUAAUUAGACCAUUUAAAAUAACUAUGAACAAAUUAGUAGCUGGAUUCAGUGAUUUACUCAUGAGAUUAGUCAUUGGCUUAAGAUGGCUAUGGAUAUCAACUUUAGGAGCGAUUGUAUUAAUUGGAGGAGUGAUAGUCUUCAGUUACCCAGGAUUAAGAUUACCUAAUUCUCCAGAUUUUCAAUUGUUUGAUAGUUCGCAUCUAUUUGAACGAUACACUUCUCUGUAUGCACCAAAAUUCUGGUUUGAAAAGAGUGAUAUGGGUGAAGGUGCUGGCCUAUUACCUCUGCGAUUUGUCUGGGGCAUCAAACCAUAUGACAAUGGUGACUAUUUAGAUCCUGCUUCUCGAGGUGAACUAAUCUGGGACGAAACCUUCAAUAUUACUGACAAAGAAUCCCAACUGUGGCUUGAACAAUUUUGUAGAAAUCUUCGGACUCAGCCAUUUUACCACAACACUUUGGGCCCUCUAAUAUCCAACUGUUUUAUUGAAUCAUUUCGCUCUUGGAUGGCUCGAAGAUGUGAAGAUGUCAUUAAUCCCCAGAUAAGCCGAGCACCUUGUUGUGAAAGCAGUACAUAUCCUUACACUCCAGAAGUUCUAUCACGGUGUGUUGCCGAAGCCAGCGCGGAUCUUUAUCGAACACCUGCUUACUUAUGGACUCGCGGAGGAGUGGUUGCUGGUGGGAUCAAGUACUUGAAAGACUCUGUAAAACUACAAGUCGAUGAAAAUAAUAUAACUCUGCCAAUGCCUUUGCCAAAAAUAAUGGCACUGAUUGUCGAAUAUGACAGUACUUAUUCGUAUAGUUUGUCAUUCACAGAGAUGAAUGAAUUUUAUAACAAAGUUGAAAAUUGGAUGCAAGAGCAAUUAAAAGGUGCACCACCAGGUAUGCGUGGUGGUUGGUUUGUAAGUCAUUUGGAAUUUUAUGAACUUCAACGGACUCUGUAUGAGGGUACACUUUGGGCAAUGGGAGUAUCCAUGAUUUUAGCUUUAAUAGUAUUAGCAUUUGUAACAUUGAAUCCAUUGCUCAGUUUAUAUGCAAUUGUAACGAUCGGAGGAGCAAUAUUAGUUACAGUAGCUGCUCUUGUUUUAUUAAAUUGGCGGCUCAACGUUCUUGAAAGUGUUGCUGUAUCAACAGCUAUAGGGUUAGCAGUUGAUUUUAGUUUACAUUAUAGUGUGAGUUAUCGUGCAUGUAAAUCAGAAAAAAAAGUAGACAAAGUUAAGGCAGCAUUGGAGCAAAUGGGUGGUCCUACACUCAUGGCAGCUGUUACAAGUGGAGCUUCGGGUGCAUUUAUGUUGCCAUCACACGUUUUAGCAUACAUUCAAAUUGCAAUUUUUCUUAUCCUAGUCAUGUGCGUUAGUUGGAUAUAUGCAACGUUCUUUUUAUGUCCACUUCUUUAUGUGAUUGGUCCAUCAUCAGAUUUUGCACAAUUUCAUUAUUCGAAGCUCAAAAAAUAUCUACCUGGACUAAGUACAAGUCGUUGGUUAGAAGCUGUUUGGGAACCUUCUGCUAAAAUUUCUGCCUUACCUGGUGGUCUUGAAAUGAUUGAUAUAACUGGAGAUGGUCAAGCGAGAUUAAUUUGCAUAGAUAUUCCUCCAGAGUCUACAGAAUCAUCUAAGAUUCGUGUAUUUAAAGGUGGAGAACAAAUUAAUGAAAUACCUGUGUUAGAACCACCAUGUGGAGUUGUUGGAUUCUAUACAGAAAAUAAUGAACUACGAUCUGCAGUUGUUGCUGUUGGUUCUGCUGCUAGUGUAUUUAUUUAUAAAAAUAUGAAACCACAUUUUAAAUAUAAUUUACCGUGUUUAGACGCUCAUCCUAAAGAGAGAGAGAUUUGGAAUAAAGCUUGUUCUGAAGGUGAUCUUAAUAUAAAAUCUUUAUGUGAUGAUCUUGAAUUACUUUCGAAUGAACUUGGUGCAUCUUUUAUGACUCCACGUACACUAAAAUUUCUUUCAAUGGAUGAAAAUCAUCGCCUUGAAUUUGUUGAACAGUAUCGAAAUGUACCUUUAACCAAACCUAAUUGUUUAUGUGUUAUUGGAACUGUCAGAAAAGAUUCAUGGCAUGAUCCAGCUUGUAGCUGUUUGGUUCUCGGCACUGAAAUUGGAGAAAUACUCAUUUUAGAUCCAAGAUCUUUUUCAUUGACUGAUAAACUCUAUCUUGGUUGGGCACCCGCAGCUAUCGCAAGUGCAGGAUUGUGGUCUGGCGAUGGCAAAAUAUUUGUUGCUUCAAGAGAUACUAGAAUUGGUGUUUUAAAAAAAGGAAUGUCAGCUAUAAGUCUCUGGGAAAAUCUUGCUGCUCCUGUAGUAGCAAUUGCUACUCUUGCUGCUGAAGGUCUAGCAGCUGUCCUUAUGAACGGUACUUUAGUUGGACUUUCAAUGAAUGGCGCAAAGCUAUGGGAAGUUCAACUUGUCGAUUUUGCACUAGAUAUGAUUAGCAUUCCAGUUCCUCAGACUGGUUUAUCUCUUCUUGCUAUCAGCAUACCACAAGUUGGUAUUCUUAUUUAUGAUGCACAACAUCAUGUUGAUACGAUAUCUACAUUAGAACCUAUUUCGGCUAUGAAGUAUGGACGUAUGGGGCAAGAAGAACGUGCUUUGGCUUUAGUGACACUUCGAGGUGGAUUAUGUGUAAAAAUUUUAAAACGAACUGCAAAUUUUAGCAGUAGAAUUGAUAAUUCAAAUACUUCUGUGAAUUCUAGUCAGAAAUUCUCAAUACCAAAGAAAACUCGACUGUUCUUAGAACAAACCAAUCGUGAAAAAGCAGAAGCCAAAAACAUUCAUAGUACUUUUGAACGAGAUUUUCUUCAACUUCAAUUGGCUGUUGCUAAAAAAGCAAACGAACUUUUAUAUUCUCAGGCAAGCCCUGCUAAUAAUUCAGUUAACAUGGAAAUUAGUGUGCUAGGAUUAGGGCCAACAUAUGUAAUUCGUACUGUGUUAAGUACGGUCAAGGAAAAAACUUUGAAUGAGGGAUUGCAUUUGCUUUAUAGAAGUGAAGAAACAGUAGAUAUUGAUCGCAGGAUCAUUGAUUUACCUUUUAUUUUAGCUGGUCAUCCAGUACCAGUUACGGUUAGAGCAACUCCUAAAAGUUUAAUUCCUGAAAAAGUCGAAGUUCUUUUAUGUAGAUUUGACCAAAAAAAACCUGUUGCGGUAUCUUCAGUGAUGCUCCCUGUUCCGGAGCCUGAAAUUGAAGUAUGAGAAGAUAAUUAUAUGUUUAAUGUUAUAGAUAUAUCAAAAAAGUUUUCAAAUACUGCUAUAUAUAUUGUGUAUAGUUAUUCAACAAUAAGAAAUUAUUUAUUUAAAAAAUUUGAACAAAAAAAAAUUUUUUAAAGAAUUUAAUGUCUUUUAAAUUUAAAAAAAUCCAAGCAGAGACAUCUGUCAAAUCUUUAUCACAAUAUUAAUUUCACCCAACAAGUCGGUAACCUUUUAAUCUAGGGAUCUACAGUAGUUUUUCCAAAUUUUUUUUUUUCAUAAAUAAAAACAAUUUAAAUAAACUAUUUGACAUAGAUACAUUAAUCGUUUUA
This is a messenger RNA of Chelonus insularis, 5923 nucleotides long. It is a transcript of the gene disp, whose product is annotated as dispatched. The record is from RefSeq and is a predicted model, not a curated record. The transcript is spliced from 14 exons. Gene Ontology annotation, cellular component: membrane. Bases 750 to 5597 code for a protein of 1615 amino acids. Gene Ontology annotation, molecular function: transmembrane transporter activity. Lineage: Eukaryota; Metazoa; Arthropoda; Insecta; Hymenoptera; Braconidae. Gene Ontology annotation, biological process: smoothened signaling pathway.